Messenger RNA from Cokeromyces recurvatus, 1640 nucleotides. Its product is annotated as Aldehyde/histidinol dehydrogenase. The coding region runs from base 39 to 1559 and encodes 506 amino acids. Gene Ontology annotation, molecular function: aldehyde dehydrogenase (NAD+) activity. Gene Ontology annotation, biological process: aldehyde metabolic process. Lineage: Eukaryota; Fungi; Mucoromycota; Mucoromycetes; Mucorales; Mucoraceae. The record is from RefSeq and is a predicted model, not a curated record. Gene Ontology annotation, cellular component: cytoplasm. The transcript is spliced from 10 exons.
UUUUCUUUUUCUUUUUUUCUCUUUCCUUCAUUUCCAUAAUGUAUACUAAAAUAGAAGAUAUUCCUUCUAUUGUUCACUCAUUACGUAAAACCUUUCAACAAGGCCUUACAAAAGACAAAGAUUACAGAAGACAACAAUUGAUUCAUUUUCAAAGAUUUUUACGUGAAAGAGAAAAUGAUAUAAUUCAUGUCUUAAAAAAGGACCUUCAUAAACAUGAACUUGAGACGAUUAUUGGUGAAAUAGCGCCUGUUUCUGCUGAAAUUGAUUAUAUGCUUAACAAUCUUAACAAAUUAACAAAGACUACAUCAGUUAAACCUCACUUUAUAGUAAACUCAUUGGAUAAAUGUACAAUAAGAAAGGAACCAAAGGGUGUUGUUUUAAUUAUAGGUUCCUGGAACUACCCUAUUCAUUUACUUUUACUUCCACUUGUGGGUGCAAUUGCAGCUGGUAAUUGUGUACUCUUGAAGCCCUCAGAAGUAGCAAGUCAUACUUCAGAGUUUAUAGCUAAUGUUCUUCCUGAAUAUCUUGAUCCACAUUCUUAUUCAGUUGUACAAGGAGGUGUUGAAGAAACAACAGCACUUUUAUCUGAACAAUUUGAUCAUAUAUUUUAUACGGGUAAUGGAGCAGUUGGCAAGAUUAUUAUGGCAGCAGCAUCAAAGCAUUUAACACCCGUUACACUUGAACUUGGUGGAAAAUCGCCUGUUAUUAUUGCUCCAGAUGCAAACCUUCAAAUUGCUGCAAAUCGUAUUAUUUGGGGAAAACUUUUUAAUGGUGGACAAAUCUGCGUUGCUCCAGACUAUGUCCUCAUUCCAAAAAAUAAUGUAAAUGAAUUUGUCGACAUCUGCAGAAAGGUCAUUUAUGAGCGAUUCGAAGAAGAUCCUCAAAAAUCAGACUCUCUCUGUCGAAUGGUGAAUGAACGUCGAUUUGAUGCACUCAAAAGCUUGAUUGAUUCUGUCAAUGAUCCAAAAAAGAUAGUAAUAGGAGGUCAGACGGAUAAAAGUGAUUUAUAUAUUGCUCCUACUGUCAUUAGUCCUGUUGAACCAGCUGGAAAUCCAUUAAUGGAUCAAGAAAUCUUUGGUCCUAUUCUUCCUAUUGUUCCUGUUGAAGAUAUAGACGAAGCUAUUCGAAUUGUGAACUCAAAAGAUACUCCAUUGGCUUUAUAUAUUUUUACAGAUGAUAAAGUAACAAGAGAAAAAAUCCUUGAUCAAACUCAAUCUGGCGGUGUUGUAGUAAAUGAUGUUUUAAUGCAUGUUCAGGAACUAGCUUUACCUUUUGGUGGUGUUGGGCCAAGCGGUAUGGGUUCUUAUCAUGGAAUUAAAUCAUUUGAAACAUUUACUCAUGAACGUACAACGAUGAUUAAAUCAUCUGGACUUGAGGGUAUCUUGAUGAGUCGUUAUCCUCCUUAUUCAGAUAAUAAGACCAUUUUCUUUACAAUGCUUACAAUGGGUUUGCCUGAAGGAUGGAUCAAUAAGGUGAAGGCUAUCUUUACUACUUUUAAAUCUUCUUAUCAUAUCUUUUUUAAGAAUGAAGGCAAAAAGAAGAAUGAAAGUAAGCUUUAAGGAGAGUAUAAUAAUCUUAUUAUGGAGCAAAAUAAAUAAAAACGUAUAUGAAGAAUAUAUUCUUCACCAACAUAAAAAAAA